This is a messenger RNA of Linum trigynum, 3566 nucleotides long. NCBI's taxonomy places the organism in Eukaryota, Viridiplantae, Streptophyta, Magnoliopsida, Malpighiales, Linaceae. The record is from the annotation of a GenBank genome assembly.
CUCUUAUUCUACCUAGGAAAUUAUAUAUGACAGUUAAGGUUUUGGGUCAAUCGGGUUUGCUACUAUUGCGAGACAUGAAACCGUAUCUUCAACCCUGAUCAUGAGUAUAAACAAUAUGACUUGAAUCAACCGUUCACUUGAAUGGUUGGAAACUCAUAAUAUCAAAGAUUUACCUUUGCCCUUCAAUAACCAAGUUCAACCCAUUUUGAAAUGGGCAAGGAGAUGUGAGAGAGUCAUUCAACCCAAUGUAAUUAUAUAGACUCAAUUAAGUGGUAAUCAAAAUUACAAAACAAGUGAAGUUUCACCAAAGAGCAUAAUAAAAGUGGUGAGGGAGGGAUGGCUAGGUACAUAUAUUAUAUAUAGUGUAACUAUUUAUGGAGAAGCAAGAAAGAGGAUUUAAUCCCUCAAGCCAACCCUUUAAGAAGCAAUCUAGCUAGGGUUUCAGUGCUUUGCUUUGAUUUUGCAUUGAUCAUUAUCAUUCACUAGCCAUAAGUAUUAGAUGCAAGCAAAAGUGCGUAUAUUCCCCUCCUCUUUGUGUCAAAAGAACGAGGGAAAAACAAAAAGCAUUGAAUGGUUUUGCUUCUUGCCAGCAUUCAUUGUGACACACCAUUGAUAAACCCUAGAAAUAUAUAUGAUGGCUUACCUAGGAGAAUUAUUAGAGGUAAAAGUGAGAUUCCCCCUCCACCCAAAAUUGCUAAAGAAAUUCAUUAUACUUCAAGUAUUACUAGGUGACUGUAUAUACAACAAUGUUCUUGUAUACUUCCUUGUUCUCAAGUGAAUCGGAUCAUAAAUAAAACAUUAACUUUACAAAAAUAAAAUAAAAUGUAAUGUCUGAGCCCAGGUUCGAACUGGGGACCUUUAGUGUGUGAGACUAACGUGAUAACCAACUACACCACCCAGACAUUGAUGUAGAUUGAACAUACUAGCUGCUACUAACCUGCAAGCGCCCACAUGCAAUAAGGCUCUAAUAUUUUCAUCAACUUCUCAAUUAGGGGUGGCUAUUUGGUCCGACCUUUUUGAACCGAAACCGGACCGAGACCGGACCGAGACAGGAUAGCAAACAAUCCAAUCACAUCUUCAGGCUUGGACUUGAGGUAAAAAAUUGUUCAGGAUCGGACUGGAAACCGAAUAAAGACUGGAUAAGAGAGCCCAACGCCCAAAACUUAACAUACUCCUCAGUCCUCACCCUUUGAGGCCUCAGACCAUUCAAAUCCCCACAAGCUCAAUCUAAAAUCAAGACCGAAUUGGGACCGGACUGUAUCCGAUCCAAUCUUUGGUCCUUAUAUUCCCGAAAAGACUGGACCGAGAUCGAAUCAAUUUGAGCCCAUUUAAUCAGACUGAACCGUAUAGCCACCCCUAUUCUCAAUGUAUAUGAAUAUGAUCUUAUCAUUCCUGUUAAUUUUUUUCUCUAAUCCGUAACGAACUACUCACAUUUAAACUCAUUGCUUGUAGAAGGUUUAUUUGGCUAUGAAUUUCAUCGUGUCUAAAAACAAAAUGUGAGCCAUACUUCAUAACUAAUAUUCCCAAAUGAUCUAAUACAUUAUCUUCCAGUAAUUUAUAAUGGAUAAUCAAAUUCCACAUUCUAAGGGUUGAACGCAUCAUUCCCAAAUGACGUUGGUGGACUUUUUUUAGAUUCGUGAAGUCAACAUACAUUCGUAAUUUUGAUUGGUCUAGAACCCCUUAAUCAACACACAUACGUACCUCUUCACCACGAGGAAUGACAUUGGCUAAUCAACCAGGUGGAGUAUGCAACUUUGCGAUUAACAUCAUCUAAAUCUAAUCAAACUUGAUGUUCGUAGACAUGAAAACGUAACAUUAAUCAAGUACCCCUUAAUCAAUGAAUUAAAAUCGUAGAUGCAAUCAUCUUCAGGGUUUAGUAUAUCGACUUCCGCGAAAUCCUUUCAGUUAUCAAAUAUAUCUAAAAAUAAGGCCCAGACCGAUGUACUACUAGAGUGUACUUUACUUUAUUCAAUGUACUCUUAGUGAGAUAUCUCUAUUUAGACCAUGAUUUUAAUCAACUUUGAGGGUAUGAUACUAUACCUAACCUCUAAUGGAUAAACCAUAGACCCUGAUUCUCUCAACUCAAACACAAAAUUCAAUUAAAUGAAAUUUUAUAAUUGACCGCUGAGAUUGACCAGAACUCAAAAAAGUAUAUCUAACGGCUAGAUCGUAUGGAAUAUACUAUACUCUUAGAGUAUACCAAUCUUUUACCCUAAACAAAAUAUAUAUUAAGAAGCAAUAAAUACAUAAAAUAAUUUAAAUACCUCACCUUAAAACCAAUUAUGACGACGGCCGUUGCAUUUAUUCUCUCUUACAUCAUCUCAUCUCCCCAAAGCUUCAUAAUAUUUUCUUUUCCUUUCCUCCUCCCCCUUUCUCUCUCACUCACAGAAUAUGAACUCCCAUGAACAUCAAAAAGCCCACAAUUCCUCUCUCUUCUUCUUCUUCUCACUCACACACACAAAAAAACUCCCAUUUCCUUUCCUCUCUCUACUUCUUUUCCCCUCUUCCUCAAAACCCUCAUUUCUCUUAUGGACAUCAAUCAAACCCAUCUCUGCUGGAACAAUAUUAUCCAUCACCAACCACCACCAUCACCAAUUGAUCAAUCCCACCAUCAAACCUCAACAAACUUCCCUCCUUCCUUCCAAUUAGACCAUUUCCCAUCCCCAAACUUUCUCAGCAACCAAACAGAAAAGCAACUCCAACCGAGCAAAGACCCUAUGCAACUAUUUUGUUUGGAAAAUCAAGAGUCAUCCCUCAAGGAAUGCAACGAAGAAGGAGGUCAUGAAGGUGAUGAUGAUGAGGAGGAGGAGGAAGAAACGGAAAAGGAGGAUCUGGGAGCCAUGAAGGAGAUGAUGUACAGGAUGGCGGCGAUGCAGCCCGUAGAGAUCGACCCUGCUUCGAUCCGGAAGCCGAGGAGGAGGAACGUUCGGAUCAGCGACGACCCUCAGAGCGUCGCUGCCCGACACCGCCGCGAGAGGAUCAGCGAAAAAAUUCGGAUCCUCCAGCGGCUGGUCCCCGGAGGGACCAAGCUCGACACGGCUUCCAUGUUAGAGGAAGCCGUGCGGUAUGUCAAAUUCUUGAAGCGUCAGAUACGCCUCCUCCAAACCACGACAACGACGAAUAAUGAUAGUAGGACAACAUCUGAUCAUCGUCCUACUCCUCGUAUUACCACUAGACCAACUUGUUCGGUACCGGCGGAUGGUUUGGGAGGGUUUCUUGGGUUUGGGAUUGGUGGUGCCGCAGCUGAUGGUGUCCACGUGGGUGAUGGUGGUGUUGGUGAUAAUCAUGGUUUAGUGUGCUUUGGUGGUCAUGAUGAGGUAAUUAGCGAUCCUUUAAUUGGAAGUUGAUCAUAAGAGUAGUGUUGUAGAUAAUGAUACUUAUAUAUUUGUAACUUGUAAGGCUAAUUAAACAUGAGAUUAGAAACUUGGUUAAUUGAUAUGUAUAAGUCAUUAGUUAAUAGUUAUAGUUUUGAGUGUGAAUAACAAUAGACAUGCAUAUGGCCAAACAAAUAUGUCUUUUAUUUUCGAACACCGAUGAUAAUCCGCGAUUAAAUGUCGUAUAAUUGC